Molecule: messenger RNA, 813 nt
Organism: Melanaphis sacchari
Lineage: Eukaryota; Metazoa; Arthropoda; Insecta; Hemiptera; Aphididae
Product: WD repeat-containing protein WRAP73-like
Exons: 2
Coding region: 1-813 (270 amino acids)
Biological process (GO): protein localization to mitotic spindle pole body; mitotic sister chromatid segregation; microtubule anchoring at mitotic spindle pole body
Cellular component (GO): MWP complex; mitotic spindle; microtubule organizing center
Molecular function (GO): protein binding
Source: RefSeq, a predicted model, not a curated record
AUGAAUGUGCUACCACUAGACUAUGAUGCCUGCGCGUUUUCUACCGAUGGCCGGUAUGUGGCGUCCGCUGUGUACAACCGUCUGAUCGUCAAGGCACAACCGUUCUCUGGUCCCCACGUCGUGGCCACAGCCGCUCAUGCCAUUGACGGUCUGCAGUGGAACUUGGCAUCUAAUCUUAUACUGUGCACAGAGUUCAGCAAAGGUGUGGUACAGGUGUAUGACGUCCGUGCUGAAAAAUGGAUACGUACCCUUAGAUGUGGCUAUUUCAAGUUUGUUGCUGCCGAAUGGAUUGGUCGCAACAAAAUUUUGCUGACGCUUGAAUUCCAUAUGGCUUUAGCUGUGUUUAAUCUGUUAAAAAAUUCCAUUGUAUAUAUUGAAAUACCUAAACCCAUUUGGCCUUGUGCAGUGUUUGAUAGUGAUGGGACACAUAUGUUUGUUGUCUCCAAGAUAAAUGGUUAUGAGAAAUUGCUAAUGAUGAGUUCUCGAAGUUUAGAUAGGAUUAUUUAUAUUCAAGACAUAAUAGGACCUUGUAAUGGUCUAAAUAAAUCUCCAAAUAAUCGUUUCAUCUGUGUUUUUAAUGAUGUAAAAUUAGCAAUUCUUGAUUUUCUCUCUGGUAAUGUUAUUGGUUCAGUUGAAACUAUUUCAUUAAACGCUGUGAGUUGGGCACCUAAUAGUAAAUAUUUAGCUUUAGGAUGUUCCUUGGGUGACAUUGUUGUAUUAGCUUCUUCUAAUGAGUUUAAUAUAGAAUUUAAAUUUUCUUGUUCUUUGUUAAAUGAAGAUUAUGAUUUUUUCAUAGAAUCCGGUGGACUUUAA